CUUCCUACGCAGUCUACACCCGCACGAACAACUUCAGCGUCACACCACACCGUUCUGCUAUAGAAAGCCAUUCGUUAACAAACAGCAACACAGCAAGCUAACAUGUCAGACAAGAAACAGACAGUGGACCUUGGCUUACUGGAGGAGGAUGAUGAGUUUGAAGAAUUCCCAGCUGAAGAUUGGACGGGGCUGGAUGAAGAUGAAGACGCUCAUGUUUGGGAAGACAACUGGGAUGAUGACAACGUAGAGGAUGAUUUCUCAAAUCAACUGAGAGCUGAAAUGGAAAAACAUGGUUACAAGAUGGAGACAUCUUAGCAGCUAACAAGGCCGUUCAGUAUUUGAAGACAUUGGAUAUGGACUUUUAUAUUUCAAUAUUACUGGUUGACCACAUACCACCAGAAGAGAUUGUAGGAUCUUAAUUUGUUUUUGUAAUAAAUAUUGAUGGAAGUAAAUUCUUAAGAGAACACUGUU
Messenger RNA from Etheostoma spectabile (orangethroat darter), 471 nucleotides. It is a transcript of the gene sem1, whose product is annotated as SEM1 26S proteasome subunit. Gene Ontology annotation, biological process: mRNA export from nucleus; double-strand break repair via homologous recombination; proteasome assembly. Bases 103 to 315 code for a protein of 70 amino acids. The record is from RefSeq and is a predicted model, not a curated record. Lineage: Eukaryota; Metazoa; Chordata; Actinopteri; Perciformes; Percidae. The transcript is spliced from 3 exons. Gene Ontology annotation, cellular component: proteasome regulatory particle, lid subcomplex; proteasome complex.